ACAGUGCGCAGCUCGGGACCCUGCCUCUGCCUGCCCCGCUUCAUGCGCCUCACCUUCGCUCCUGAGUCCCUGGAGAACCUCUACCAGACCUAUUUCCGUCGCCAACGCCAUGAGACCCUCCUGGUGCUGGUGGUCUUCGCCGCCCUCUUUGAUUGCUACGUCCUCAUCAUGUGCGCCGUGGUCUAUGCCCCUGACAAGCUGGCCCCCGUGCUGGCAGCGGGGGCGGUGGGCGGGCAGUCUUUCUUCGUCUUCUCCUUCUUCAUCACUCUGCCGCUGCGCUUGGCACCCAUCGUGCUCAUCACCGCCAUCUCCUGCGGCAUCCACACGCUGGUGCUCGGUGUCACUGUCGCCCAGCAGCGCCAGGAUGCCCUGGACGAAGGCACACUGCUCAGACAGAUCCUGUCUAAUGUUGCCAUCUACCUUUGUGCCAUCACGGUGGGCACCAUGUCCUACUACAUGGCUGACCGCAAGCACCGCAAAGCCUUUCUCGAAGCGCGCCAGUCUCUCGAGGUCAAGCUCAACCUGGAGGAGCAGAGCCAGCAGCAGGAGCGGCUGAUGCUCUCCAUCUUGCCCAAGCAUGUGGCUGAUGAGAUGCUGAAGGACAUGAAGAAGGACCCGAGCCAGAAGGAGAUGCAGCAGUUCAACACCAUGUACAUGUACCGUCACGAGAACGUCAGCAUCCUCUUCGCAGACAUUGUGGGCUUCACCCAGCUCUCCUCCUACUGCAGCGCCCAGGAGCUGGUGAAGCUCCUCAACGAGCUCUUCGCCCGCUUCGACAAGCUGGCAGCCAAAUACCACCAGCUGCGCAUCAAGAUUCUGGGCGACUGCUACUACUGCAUCUGCGGGCUGCCUGAGUACCGGGAGGACCAUGCUGUCUGCUCCAUCAUGAUGGGGCUGGCCAUGGUGGAGGCCAUUUCCUACGUGCGGGAGAAGACCAAGACAGCGGUGGACAUGCGGGUGGGGGUGCACAGCGGGACAGUGCUGGGGGGGGUGCUGGGCCAGAAGCGCUGGCAGUACGACGUGUGGUCCACCGAUGUCACCGUGGCCAACAAGAUGGAG
Nestor notabilis (Kea) is the source of this 1059-nucleotide messenger RNA. Its product is annotated as adenylate cyclase type 3-like. Gene Ontology annotation, molecular function: adenylate cyclase activity. Lineage: Eukaryota; Metazoa; Chordata; Aves; Psittaciformes; Psittacidae. Gene Ontology annotation, biological process: cAMP biosynthetic process; adenylate cyclase-activating G protein-coupled receptor signaling pathway; intracellular signal transduction. The annotation marks the transcript as partial. The record is from RefSeq and is a predicted model, not a curated record. The transcript is spliced from 7 exons.